AUUAACCUGACUCCAUUGUUUUGCGUCAGUUUCUUCCUGAACUUUUCGAGCUUUGAGGACUUUUACCGAGACUUUUACGGAAUUAAAACAUCAUGGGUGCUUGUUUGGCUCUGGGUUCACUCGGAAGUUGUGCAUCCUGUUUGUGCGGCUCGGCCUCCUGCCUGCUGUCAUCAUGUUGCCCUUCCACAUACAACUCCACCAUCAGCCGGCUGGCCUUCUCCUUCCUGCUGCUGCUGGGCACGCUGGUGUCCAUCAUCAUGAUUCUGCCAGGCAUGGAGGAAAAUCUUAAAAAGAUUCCAGGGUUCUGCGUCGGCGGUUCGCACAUAAUUGGCAUAGAGAACAAGGUGAACUGUGACAUCAUCGUGGGCUACAAGUCUGUGUACCGCAUGUGCUUUGCCAUGGCCUGCUUCUUCUUCCUCUUCUCCAUCAUCAUGAUCCGAGUGCGCAGCAGCAAGGAUCCCCGAGCAGCCAUCCAGAACGGUUUCUGGUUCUUCAAGUUUCUGGUGCUGGUUGGUAUAACUGUGGGAGCGUUCUUCAUUCCAGAUGGAGACUUUAAUACAGUGUGGUAUUACUUCGGCAUGGUGGGCUCCUUCAUCUUCAUCAUCAUCCAGCUCAUCCUACUGAUUGACUUUGCCCAUUCCUGGAACCAGUCCUGGCUCGAGAAGGCGGAGGAAGGAAACACCAAGUGCUGGUUUGCAGCUCUCCUCUCCGUCACCUUCAUCAACUACGCUUUGGCGUUUACAGCCAUUGUGCUCUUCUAUAUCUUUUACACCCAACUUGACGACUGCACAGAGCACAAAGUCUUCAUCAGCCUCAACUUCAUAUUCUGCAUCAUUGUGUCCAUUGUGUCCAUUCUGCCCAAAGUCCAGGAGGCACAGCCCACCUCAGGUCUGCUUCAGGCCUCCCUCAUCUCCCUUUACACCAUGUAUGUCACCUGGUCAGCCAUGACCAACAACCCCAACCGGAAGUGUAACCCCAGCCUGUUGAGCUUGGUCCAAUCCAGCAGCCCAACUCCAGCACCAGGACCCACCUCAGCCCCCGGCACCACCCAGUGGUGGGAUGCGCAAGGCAUCGUGGGAUUGAUCAUUUUCCUGUUCUGCACUCUUUACGCCAGCAUCCGCUCAUCCAACAAUGCUCAAGUGAACAGACUGAUGCAGACUGAGGAAGGUCAGGGUCUGACUGCCAGCGAAGAGGCCCCCGCGGGGGAGGACGGAGUCCGACGGGCUGUGGACAAUGAGGAAGAUGGAGUGACCUACAGCUACUCCUUCUUCCACUUCAGUCUCUUUCUGGCCUCGCUCUACAUCAUGAUGACGCUCACAAACUGGUACAAGCCUGACACUGACUACCACGCCAUGCAGUCCAGCAUGCCAGCCGUCUGGGUGAAGAUCAGCUCCAGCUGGAUCGGCUUGGGCCUCUAUCUCUGGACUCUGGUGGCUCCGCUGGUGCUCCCUGACAGGGAUUUCAGUUAAAAGCCGCCAUCUGCACUUUUGCCAUUUGUACCUUAAGUAAAGAAAGCUUUUGCUUAAACUUGUUCUGCUUGGAUGUUGUACAGAAACAGAGCUUAAGAGCUUUAAUCACAUUCCAGUUUGUCACCUCAGGUAAUUUUUCCUCAUUCUCCACUGUUGCAAAUAUAAUUGAAAGCACUAUAUGCCUUUUAUAGGUCAUUACCAAAUGAAUGCUGAUUUCUAUGGGGAAUGGUGUUUCACUACAUUUACAUCAUACUUUUUUUAAUCAUUGACUCUGUUUCAGUUUGAUGGGAACAUGUUUAGGUUUCUAAGAUGUAUUUGAGUUACCCUUUGUUUUUGUUUUUCACACUUUUGUCCACUUCACAUAUUGUGCCCUUUAAAUGUUUUGCAUACAUUUGAUAUCUGUAAAAAAAUUUGACAUGUAGCUUUGACUCAAUAUAAGUAAUAAAGCUGACAUUCUUUUAAACCUGUAUGCAGUAA
Molecule: messenger RNA, 1946 nt
Organism: Pundamilia nyererei
Lineage: Eukaryota; Metazoa; Chordata; Actinopteri; Cichliformes; Cichlidae
Gene: serinc2
Product: serine incorporator 2
Exons: 10
Coding region: 93-1469 (458 amino acids)
Cellular component (GO): membrane
Source: RefSeq, a predicted model, not a curated record